Molecule: messenger RNA, 1321 nt
Organism: Sinocyclocheilus grahami
Lineage: Eukaryota; Metazoa; Chordata; Actinopteri; Cypriniformes; Cyprinidae
Gene: calhm1b
Product: calcium homeostasis modulator 1b
Exons: 2
Coding region: 71-1321 (416 amino acids)
Cellular component (GO): plasma membrane
Molecular function (GO): monoatomic cation channel activity
Source: RefSeq, a predicted model, not a curated record
UUGACCCUCAAGUAAGAAAAUUUCUUCUCAUACAGGUUAAUAUCCGGAUAGACCAAUCCAAGAUAUCAACAUGGAUAAGUUCCGUAUGAUGGCCCAGAUUCUCCAGUCUAACCAAGAGUCUUUUAUGAAUGGUAUUUGUGGCGUCAUGGCCCUGGCGAGUGCUCAGCUCUACACGUCUUUUGAAUUCAACUGUCCCUGUAUCCCUGAAUACAACUACUCGUAUGGGAUCAGUAUGCUAGUUAUUCCACCUAUAUGGUUCUUCCUUUUGGGUUUUGUACUAAACAACAAUGUCUCGAUGCUGGCGGAGGAGUGGAAACGGCCGGUGGGACAGCGGAGGAAGGACCCUGCAGUCAUGCGGUAUAUGUGUGUGUCCAUAUCCCAACGGUCGCUCAUCGCACCAGCCGUUUGGAUCUCAGUGACUCUAAUGGAUGGUAAAAGCUUCCUGUGUGCCUACAGUAUGGACCUGGACAUGUCUGAAUUGGGCAAGAAUGUAAGUGGACAUGGGCUGUCUCAGGAGGAACUCUUACGAACACUGGCCAAAAUACCAUGCAAGCAUAUAUAUGAUGGCCAGCACAUCCUAUCGAGAGAGGCCGCCACCAGAUACAUACGCUGUAUUUCACAAGCUUUUGGAUGGUUGUUCUUGUUGAUCAUCACAAUCGCUGCAUUUCUGAUCAGAGCCAUUCGUCCCUGCUUCACUCAGGCCGCCUUUCUCAAAACCAAAUACUGGUCCCACUACGUAGACACGGAGCGCAAGAUGUUUGAUGAGACUUGCACAGACCAUGCCAAAAGUUUCGCCAAGACCUGCAUCAAGCAAUACUUUGAGGGUAUUAGCGGUGAGAUUCAAAGCUUUCAUGAUCAUUCACGUGGAGAUGAUAGCGACGAUGAGGACGAUAAACCUGCUACAGAAGAAGACAAACUGAUGGGCGUUCGGCGUCAGGACACUAUGAAUAAGGUGCUGUGGGACUGGCACACAUGCAAACCUCCGCUGAGUCUGAGAAAGUCUGGAGAUGCUAGCACUGAACAAAAUGGCGAUUGUAGCAUGAAUGCUAAUAAAAAUCAAGACCAAAGUAUCUGUGAUAAAACUGAACUUAACAAGGGCCAAAAUGGCUUCAAAUGCGGUUAUGUGAAUCCUGGCCUUGAUAUUGGCCAAAGCGAUUUGGAUAAGGGAUAUGAGAAUGCUAGCUUUAGCAUAGAACAAAAUGGUUUUACGAAUAGACGUAGCAAUGCUAGCACAAGCUUAAAUGGAUUGAUGAAUGGUGGUGUCUCUUCUCCAAGCAAUACUCAAAGGAAAGCAUGGGCAGUGUAUUAUAGCAAGGUUUGA